AUGGUGAUCAAGUGUAAACGUUCAUGUGGGUUUUGGAUGGUAAUGAUAAUAAUAAUUAUUAGUCAUGCAUAUUUGAUAAUAUUGGCGGAUGAUCAUCUUGAUGGUGGUGGUGGUUGCAUUGAGGAGGAGGAAAGAAAAUCUCUCCUGGAAUUCAAAGCUGCUUGGCUGCAGGCAGCAGCAGCAAGAGGAUUGAACUCCUUCUUAACUUCAUGGGUAGAUCAUCAUCAUGACUGUUGUGAUGGCAGCUGGGAAGGGGUUACUUGUGAUUCCGUCACUGGCCACGUCUUACAACUCUCGUUGGGUGCCAUUCUCUCCCGAGGAUCAGAUUUAAACUCUACUGGGAGGAGUAUGGAAGCAAUUGGAACAGGGAUUCAAAAGUUGUCAACUCUAAAGCAGUUGGAGUAUCUCCUUAUAUACAAUAAUCAACUUCAUGCUAGUGUUUUGUCAUCUUUGAGUACACUUAAAUCUCUCAAGAUUAUUGAUCUAUCUGGAAAUCAUUUAUUCAAUGAUGGUUUUUCAUCUCAAGAAUGUGAACCUUUGUUGAAAUUAAAGAAAUUAGAAGAGUUAUAUCUUUCAGACAAUAUCAAUGAUAUCCCUUCAUCGUACGAGCAUAAGAAAAUAAAUGUGUCUUGUUUGGGUUCGUUGUCAUCCCUAAGGAAACUUUCUCUAAGUGAGAAUUAUUUCAUGGAUGAUCAUAAUUUUUUUAAUGAAGUGCUGGAAUCACUACAACAAAUAGAGGAGUUGGAUCUAGCAUAUUGUAACUUAACCAGCGAAGGUGGUGGUGUGAUGAGAACAUUUUCUAAGAAGAUGGUCAAACUUAGGAAUCUUGAUUUAAGUUACAACCAAUUACAGAAAGAUGUGCUAGCCACACUUGGUGCCUUGCCAUACCUUCAAAAUCUCCAACUAAGCUAUAAUCCUUCUAUUGAAGGUCCACUCACCAAUCAAGAUUUAAUUGGAUAUCAUCAUUUAGAAAUUCUAAACCUUGAUGGUUGUAGAUUAAAUGGAAGCAUACCUCAAAGUUUGUGUGAAAUGAAUAAACUUCAAGAGUUGGAUCUUUCUUACAAUCUUCUACAAGACAUCCCUAUCUGCCUAAACAAGUUGUCAUUUUUGAAGUAUUUCAAUGUCCAAAAUAAUCAAUUGAGUGGAAACAUAUCUUCAUCUCUAUUCAGAGAUCUCAACUCGUUGAAAUAUAUUAAUCUAAGGGAUAAUAGUCUACAAGGAUCUUUCUCUUUAAGAACCUUUGCCAAUUUUUCUAAGCUGGAAGAGAUAUUGAUAAAUAGUUACAGUAAUAAGUUGGUGAUAGAAUCUGAUCUAGUUGAUUGGGUUCCUAAGUUUCAAUUGAAGAAUCUUAAGCUAUCCAAUUGCAACUUGAAAGAAUUCCCCAAGUUUCUUCAUUACCAGAAGGAUCUUCGGUUCCUUGAUCUCUCUCACAACAAAGUAGAAGGUUCAUUUUCUAAUUGGUUGUUGGUAAACAAUACUAAGCUCGAUGUUUUAUCGAUGCGAGAUAAUAAUUUAGAUGACAAUAUAUUCUACAACUUGUUCAAUUGGAGUCUAGGAAGACGAAAUUUAGAAUCCAUUGACAUAAGCUACAGCAACAUGUCAGGUCAAAUUCCUCGGACGAUCACUGUCAUCGUAUGA
Molecule: messenger RNA, 1638 nt
Organism: Impatiens glandulifera
Lineage: Eukaryota; Viridiplantae; Streptophyta; Magnoliopsida; Ericales; Balsaminaceae
Product: receptor-like protein 14
Exons: 7
Coding region: 1-1638 (545 amino acids)
Molecular function (GO): protein binding
Source: RefSeq, a predicted model, not a curated record